Molecule: messenger RNA, 567 nt
Organism: Clavispora lusitaniae ATCC 42720
Lineage: Eukaryota; Fungi; Ascomycota; Pichiomycetes; Serinales; Metschnikowiaceae
Gene: SPC3
Product: signal peptidase complex subunit
Biological process (GO): protein targeting to ER
Cellular component (GO): signal peptidase complex; membrane
Source: RefSeq, a predicted model, not a curated record
AUGUUCAGUCUUACGUCCCGGUUCCAGGCCGUAGCAAAUACGACUCUUUCGGUGUCAAUUGCCGUCAGUGUGCUUGUUGCGCUUAUUUCGAUUGCUCAACUUUAUUUUGGCGAUGCGUGGAACAUCGCCACCACUAGCAUCGAAAAUGUUUCUGCCUCCGCUACAGUCAAACAUUCGAGAUCGUUUGGUGCCGCCAACGGCAAGGCCAAGGAAAACUCGAAGAUUGUUUUCGACUUGGACGCCGAUUUGACCCCGCUCUUCAACUGGAAUACCAAACAAGUGUUUAUCUACUUGACAGCAGAAUACGACGGGAAAACCCCAGAAUCGUCCAACAAAGUGACCUACUGGGACAAGAUCAUCACAUCGCCGGAAGACGCGGUGCUCCAUUUGCGUAACCAGAAAUCAAAGUAUUCUGUGUGGGACGUGGAGAAAAGCUUCCGUAGCCGGAAUGCCACGUUGAAGUUGGAAUGGAAUAUCCAGCCGUGGGUUGGUCCGUUGUUGUUUGGCGAGACCGAAACAGCAUCUACAUUCCAGUUUGCGCUGUCCAAAAAGCCAAAGAAGAGCUAG